CUUUGAAUAGUAUCGUACCAUUUGGCAAUUGAAAAUGCUGCCGACGACAGAGUUGAGACGGAGCCGGUCUGCCAACAUCAGGAAGAAAGUGCUGCUCAUGGGCAAGUCGGGAGCAGGAAAGACCAGCAUGAAAUCCAUCAUAUUUGCAAACUUCAUAGCAAGAGACACUCGCAAACUUGGACCGACCAACGAAAUCGAACAUGCUUUCGUCCGUUUUCUGGGCAACCUGGUGCUUCACCUGUGGGACUGUGGCGGAGAACAGGCCUACAGGGAGUCCUACUUCAUACCUGGUCAGAAGGAUAUCAUUUUUCGUGAUUUGGAGGUCAUCAUCUACGUGUUUGAUGUGGAGUCCAGGGAACAGGACUUAGAUCUUCUAUACUACCAGAAGUGCAUGGAGGCUGUCAAAGACGAAAAAGACUCGCAACAAAACUCAACUGCAAAAGUAUUUUGUCUCAUCCACAAAAUGGAUCUGAUCGCAGAGCAGAAUCGAAAGUUCAAGUUUGAGAGUCUCAAGCGCCAGGCACUGUCCAAGACGCCAGAUGGUAUAGACGUCUCCUUCUUCCAGACAUCCAUCUGGGACGAAACCCUGUAUGAGGCCUGGAGCAGUUUGGUCCACCAGCUAAUUCCGAAUAUCGAGGCAGUUGAAGCAGCUCUUCACAAUUUUGCAGAGUUAAUCGAAGCGGAAGAAGUUAUUCUUUUUGAAAAGGCAACAUUUCUAGUGAUUUCGAAGUGGGAACGUGGAGGUCAGAAGGAUGAGCACCGCUUCGAAAAGAUCAGCAACAUCAUCAAGCACUUCAAGCUCAGCUGCACCAAACUAGCUGACAACUUCUCCAGCAUCGAGGUUAGGAACUCGAGCUUUGCAGCAUUCAUAGAACAGUUCACGAGUAACACUUACAUCAUGGUAGUAAUAAAGGAUACGACCAUCUCGUCAACUGCAGUUUUAAUGAACAUCAGAAAUGCGAAAGGAGUGUUCGAAAAAAUAGAGUCCAAUGCUGGUGCUAAAUAAAAUAGUCGUAUAGGCAAUCAUAGAAACUUCACAUCCUUGUCCUUGUUCAUAUUUAGAAAAAAAAUGUUUAUUCUGAGAAUUAUUCUCGAAAAGUUUGUUAAGUUUGGACACGAAAAUACCAUUAUUGAAGAGACUGCCUUUAUUUUUGUAACUUAUUGGAAUUAUAGUAAUGAUUUUUUGAUGAUAAUUUCUUUGUUAUUGAAAAGAUAAUUUUUUUAUACGCUGUGCCAUUUAGCGCAGAUUUAUUCGGGUAGUUCAGUUUUUACUGGCACAGAAUACAGACAAUUAAAACGAUAUUGUUAUUAAAACAAUUCAUUAAUAUUUAAAAAGAAACAUAAAUUUUGCUGAGCUCAAAUCGAAGACGGUGAAAUUUGCCUGGUUUCUUGUUUUUUUUUAAAUAUAACGGGGUCGGUCUAUAACACUGAUUCACGUGCUCUAUAAUUCUGGCGCAGAAUUUAUUUUUUUUAACCAAUUUUAAGUUUGGCCGAAACAGAUCACAAAGUUGUUGUUUUAAUUGGCUGUAUUCAAUUGUCCAAUCCUGGCGAGACCAAUAGUUUACAUAAAAUUCUAUCUCAUAUAUUGAUAAAUAUAAUUUAAUUUUUCGA
Symsagittifera roscoffensis is the source of this 1611-nucleotide messenger RNA. RefSeq names its product ras-related GTP-binding protein A-like. The record is from RefSeq and is a predicted model, not a curated record. Bases 35 to 1006 code for a protein of 323 amino acids. Gene Ontology annotation, cellular component: Gtr1-Gtr2 GTPase complex; lysosome; nucleus. NCBI's taxonomy places the organism in Eukaryota, Metazoa, Xenacoelomorpha, Acoela, Convolutidae. Gene Ontology annotation, biological process: negative regulation of autophagy; cellular response to starvation. The transcript has 6 exons. Gene Ontology annotation, molecular function: GTP binding; GTPase activity.